AUGGCUUCGCCGCCCGUCUCACCAGCCUCGUCCGGGUCCCCACCGGGGUCCCCACCCCUCAGAAUUGCUUACCUCCACGCUGAUAUUCUCAGCGCGCCUCCCCGAUCAGUAAUUGCCCAUGCGUGCAAUUGCUACGGCUCUUGGGGUGGUGGUGUCGCUGCUCUAUUCAAGCGCCGUUUCCCUGCCGCUUACACUGCCUACGCAAACCAUUGUCGUGCUGCAGCCGCAGACCCAUCAUCUCUCUUGGGAACCUGCUUUCUGAUUCACAACAAGGCCACAGAUCCUGGUGGUGACUACUGGAUCGCGUGUCUCUUCACUGCAUUGUUUCCUGGAACUCCUGCAUCAGAUGGCUCUGGCUCAGUGGAAGAGUCUAUUCUCAAAGAGACGCGUGCAGCCAUAAAAGAUUUAUUGCGACAACUGCAUACCCAUGAGUAUAUAUCCACAUUACUUCCUGGUGAUGAGUAUGUGCCGGUUGUUCACAUGCCCCAAAUCAAUGCAGGUAUAUUUAACGUCCCCUGGCCUCUUACCGAAGCCGUCUUAAAAUCAUUCCCUUAUAGAUUCAACGUGUAUGUCUAUCCCUGA
Messenger RNA from Magnusiomyces paraingens, 582 nucleotides. RefSeq lists its product as uncharacterized. Bases 1 to 582 code for a protein of 193 amino acids. Lineage: Eukaryota; Fungi; Ascomycota; Dipodascomycetes; Dipodascales; Dipodascaceae. Gene Ontology annotation, biological process: peptidyl-glutamate ADP-deribosylation. The record is from RefSeq and is a predicted model, not a curated record. The transcript has a single exon.